Messenger RNA from Miniopterus natalensis, 3149 nucleotides. The record is from RefSeq and is a predicted model, not a curated record. Lineage: Eukaryota; Metazoa; Chordata; Mammalia; Chiroptera; Miniopteridae.
AUGGCCAACAGAUUAAGCAAGAGAGACAUCUUUACAGUAGUGCAUCUUCCUAGCAAAGAACAAGAUUCUAUUCCUUCUUAUUCUGAGCCAGUGUAUAUCCCAACAGGCCUAGAGACAGAGCCCGUUUAUCCAAACUCCCAGGAAGAUGCAGUGGUUUAUCUAGCUGAAGAUGCUUACAAAGAGCCCUGUUUUGUGUAUUCCCGAGUUGGGGGCAACCGAACACCCCUGAAGCAGCCUGUGGAUAAUCGUGACAACACUUUGAUGUUUGAAGCAAGGUUUGAGAGUGGUAAUCUACAGAAGGUAGUCAAAGUGGCAGAGUACGAAUACCAGUUGACAGUGCGGCCUGACCUCUUCACAAAUAAACACACCCAGUGGUACUAUUUCCAAGUCACUAAUACCCAAGCAGGAAUCGUCUACAGAUUCACCAUUACCAAUUUCACCAAGCCUGCUAGUCUGUACAACCGGGGUAUGCGCCCGCUGUUUUAUUCUGAAAAAGAGGCCAGGACCCGCGAUAUUGGCUGGCAGAGAAUAGGAGACCACAUCAAGUAUUACAGGAACAACCCUGGGCACGACGGGCGUCAUUACUUCUCCCUCACAUGGACAUUUCAGUUUCCGCACAGCAAGGACACCUGCUACUUUGCUCACUGCUACCCGUACACUUACACCAACCUGCAAGAAUACCUCUCUAGCAUCAAUAACGACCCCGUCCGGUCCAAGUUCUGCAAAAUACGCGUCUUGUGCCACACAAUCGCUAGGAACAUGGUUUACAUUUUGACGAUCACAACCCCCUUGAAGAACGCUGAUGCGCAGAAACGAAAGGCGGUGAUUCUGACUGCGAGGGUGCACCCAGGAGAGACCAACAGCUCCUGGAUCAUGAAAGGCUUCCUGGAUUUUAUUUUAGGGGACUCGCGCGACGCGCAGUUGCUUCGGGACACUUUCAUCUUCAAGGUGGUGCCCAUGCUGAACCCAGAUGGUGUGAUUGUAGGAAAUUACCGCUGCUCGUUAGCUGGCCAGGAUUUAAACCGUAACUAUACCUCCCUGCUGAAGGAGUCAUUCCCUUCUGUUUGGUACACCCGGAACAUGAUCCAUAGAUUGAUGGAAAAGCGAGAGGUCAUUUUAUAUUGUGACCUUCAUGGCCAUAGCAGGAAGGAGAACAUCUUCAUGUAUGGCUGUGGCGGGAGUGAUAAGUGUAAAGCAUUAUACUUACAGCAACGAAUCUUCCCACUUAUGAUGAGCAAAAAUUGUCCAGAUAAAUUUUCAUUCUCAGCUUGCAAGUUUAACGUUCAGAAGAGCAAAGAAGGAACGGGAAGGGUGGUAAUGUGGAAAAUGGGAAUCAGGAACAGCUUUACCAUGGAGGCCACUUUUUGUGGAUCUACUCUGGGUAAUAAACGAGGCACUCAUUUCAACACAAAAGACUUGGAGUCGAUGGGAUAUCAUUUUUGUGAUUCUCUCUUGGACUAUUGUGAUCCAGACCGAACUAAGUAUUAUCAGUGCCUAAAAGAAUUAGAAGAAAUGCAAAAACAUAUAAACUUGGAAAAAGUCCUUGAUGAUUCAGAUACUUCUAUGAAAGAAGUUACAUUGGAGUCUAGUAGCCGAGGCUCUGACAGUUCAGAAUCAGACUCUCAGACUUAUCUUGUCAAGUUAACUUCUCAGAUAAAAAGCAAGAAAAAACAUCUGAAAACAAAAAAGGAAAGAAAUUCUGCCCUAGCCAGCCAUCAAAAUGCCAGAGAAGAGCAAGGGGUUUGUGAUAAGGGACAUUUGGUGCAGAGACACAAAGAAUCAAGUUCUGAUGUGAAAGAUACAAGGCCAAGUGUAUCAAAUAAUCGUAUAUUUGAAUAUUUCAGAAGACAGUUUCCUAAUCAAGUGAAAAUGCCUAGACCAGUCCCUUCCUGGCUUCUAAAAAGAUACUUGCGCUCCCAAAGUAUGACUGAGAGGCUUAGCGAAGACCAACAAAGACAUUUUUUAGAAACCGGUAAGAGACCAAUCCAGGAAAGAAUUCAGCCCAAGAGCCCUGAUUUGUAUGGAGACUGCUUCAAAGUGACGCCCUUGAAGUGUGCCCUGAGCAAACAAGCUCCCAGUUGGACUGAGAAGAAAAGGACACCAACAGAAGAUCUGCGUAACAACCUAAAAAGCAAAAUGAAACAAUCUACAUCUUUCCAAAGCAAGAAGACUGGUGUAAAUUGGACAGAUGAUGAAAAAAGAAUCUACAGGGAUAAAAGAAUAGCUCAGACUGAAGAGAUACUGCAGUAUUUGAUUCCUAUCAUGGAUAGCACUAAAAAUAUGCAAACCACUCAGAUAAAACAGAUGUUCAAUCCAAGAACCGACUUCCAAAUCCAGCAGCAACUAAACCCAGCUACUUAUAUAAACAUAAAGAGAUACAGUGCAUCUUGGGCACCACCCAGACAUCUCCCUUUUAUAAGCCAAAGGCACCUUAUGUCAAGCUCUCCAGAAUUGCUCCAGUCUGUGUCCCAGAGGUCAUGUGAAAGCCUGUCACCUCUCAAAGGGCACAAGAAAAGGAAAACACGCUCUCAAAUCAAAGCCAUGAAGACUAAAGACAUGAAACCUGUCAGCAGCGAAUGGGAAGUUGCUUCCUCAAGUUUUGCGAAGGAUGCAAAUAUUAUCAAAGGCAAGAGUCUUCAAGCUGAGGAAUCCAACCAGCAGAGCUCCGUGCAGACAGCCCUCCCCCAUCUGACUCAAAAUGAGGAUGAGCAACGAAAUUAGAAUGAUGGACCACCCGCCUUCCAUUUGCAGUUCCAGAGGCAGAAAUAAUCUAGCUCUUUGCUGCUCUGAAAACUGUGGAUGAAAGAUGACAUGCUCACCUAUUAAAAAGGAGAGAGAAAAGCCCUCCCCACCCCUCUGUCACUGUUCCUCUCCCUACACAUGCAUAUGCAUAUACUACACUACCAAUCCUAGGUAUCCCAUCUUCUUUAGUGGGAACAUCUUUCAGACAUAUAAAAAGAAAUCUGGAGCCCUGGCCAGUGUGGUGCAGUGGUUUGUGUUGGCCCAUGCACUGAAGGGUCGCAGGUUCGAUUCCCAGUAAAGGGCACGUACCUGGGUUGCAGGUUAGACCCCUAACCCCAGUUGGGCCGCAUGCGGGAGGCAACCAAUCCAUAUGUCUCUCUUACAUCUGUCUCUCUCUCUCUCUAAAA